AUGUUGCCAGCGUUGCCACCGAAUGCGGCGCACAUGAACCAGCCACUGGAUGUGGCUGUGUUCAAGCCGUUCAAAGCCAUGAACGCAAUCCAAAUUGCUUGCUCCGCCUACGAAACGGCCAUCAUGGAUCGGCCUAACAACGCUGUGAGCGGGUUUAGGUCCACGGGAUUGUUCCCUCCCUCGCUCGUCAACAUGACGAAGCGCCUGAGAGUCAACACGAACGGCGGCGCGAGAGGCGAGAUCGGGAAAGAGGCGUGGCUCAUGCGACAGCGCGAGACGGUGAAGGAGAGCUGGUGUCAAACGAUGCGCUCAACCUACUGA
Phytophthora sojae is the source of this 321-nucleotide messenger RNA. RefSeq lists its product as hypothetical. The coding region runs from base 1 to 321 and encodes 106 amino acids. The record is from RefSeq and is a predicted model, not a curated record. Lineage: Eukaryota; Oomycota; Peronosporomycetes; Peronosporales; Peronosporaceae. The transcript has 2 exons.